UGAUCAAAGAUGUCAAAAAUCUACAUUCACUUUUUUUUAUCAGUGACAGUGAUGUUCAUGAUUUUACUGAAGUAUUUACUGAAAUUUUUAAGGCAUCAAGAAGCAUCCGUUUGUUGUUCAUAGACUCUCGAUGUCAGAAAAAGAUGUCUGAGGCUAUUAAAAAGUUGAGGCAUCUUCGAUAUUUGAAGCUUACUGUAGAUCUCACUCGGUUGCCAAGAUCUCUAAGCAGCCUUUAUCAUUUGCAGUUCAUAAUCUAUUCAAAUGCGAUUGGGAGAUCUUGCUCUGAUGAUUUCUUGCCCGGUGAUGUGAGUAAUCUUUCUAAUCUGCGUCACUUGGAAUUGCCCCGGAAUGUAUUUUCAAGUGUACGUGGAAUUGGGAAAUUAAGGUUACUUCAAGAACUAAAUGCGUUUAAUGUCAAGAAUGAGAAUGGUUAUAGAAUUGGGGAGUUGGAACAUAUGAGCGAGUUGCGCAAAUUAAAAAUACAUUUUCUGGAAAAUGUGAUGGAUGCUAGAGAGGCUCACAAUGCAAAAUUAUUUGAGAAGAGAAAACUCACUGAUUUAUUCUUGAAUUGGAGCAAAACUGUUAAUGAAUGGCUAUUAGACAGGGGAGUUGGAAGGCUACGGAACAUUGUCAAUUCUGACUUAGAUGUGAAUGUGCUUGAAAAUCUUGAACCAGACAAAAAUUUGAAAAGAUUGUCCAUAGUUUCAUAUAAGGGUGCAUGCUCUGCAAAAUGGAUGGACAAUGCCGAUUUGAUCUCCAAUCUAGAGUACAUCCGUCUGGAAACGUGUUCGGAGUGGGAAACUCUUCCAUCUUUUGGGCAGCUUCCCCACCUCAAGUCACUGUAUCUUUGGAACAUGCCAAAAGCAAAGCGGCUUGAUUAUAAAUUCCAUGGAAAUGACAAGGUUUCUGUGUUUCCAUCAUUGGAGGUGCUAAGUAUGAAGGGAUUACAGGUAUUGGAAGAUUGGUUUGAUGGAGCAGGAGCAGGAGCAGGAGCAGCAGCAUAUGACUGUUUCUUUCCCUGCUUAACUGAACUCUUCCUCGAUAACUGCCCAAAUCUGCAGGAGUUGCCCUAUUUGCCUCCUAAGCUCAAGAACAUGCAUAUAGAAAGAGUUGGAUGGAAAGCUCCUUUGAACUGCAAGCAAGGCUCCAACAACUGUGGCGGCAUUUCAAAGUCCAUUCCCCUGGAAAGAUUAGAGGUCCAUUCGUGUUCAAACAUCACAUAUCUUCUUCAAGCGGAUGCAAGACUUGAAGCACUGAGAAAAUUGAGAAUUGGAGGUUGCCCCAAUCUGAUUUCUCUCGGUGGACUGCUACAAGUGGAGAGUGGCAUUGAGAAAUCCCUUCGUGAGUUGACCUUUAGAGGCCUCGAAUCCCUGCAGUUUCUCCUUCCCUCCAUGGAACGCCUCGCUUCACUUAAGAUUCUACGUGUAGGAAGAGUUCCUCAACUCCAGCAGCUUCUACACAUCCCCGCCUCCCUGGAAGAAAUACAUCUUGAAGACCUGGAAUCAUUGCAGUGCCUGCCAACGUCUUUGUCGGCCAUCUCAUCACUCAAGGAACUACGGUUAGAUAGCAUUCCACUCCUCAAAUCAUUGCCAGACCUCCCUUCCUCCUUGUGUUCACUGUCUCUAGGUAGUCUGGAUAACCUACAGUGCCUGCCAUCUUCUUUGUCGGCCAUCUCAUCCCUCGUGCUUCUAGAUUUAGAUAGCAUUCCACUCCUCAAAUCAUUGCCAGACCUCCCUUCCUCCUUGUGUUCACUGUCUCUAGGUAGUCUGGAUAACCUACAGUGCCUGCCAUCUUCUUUGUCGGCCAUCUCAUCCCUCGUGCUUCUAGAUUUAGAUAGCAUUCCACUCCUCAAAUCAUUGCCAGACCUCCCUUCCUCCUUGGAUUCACUAACUCUAUAUAAGCUUGAUAACCUAGAGUGCCUGCCAUCUUCUUUGUCGGCCAUCUCAUCCCUCACCCAUCUAGAAUUUAAUAGCAUUCCACUCCUGAAAUCAUUGCCAGAACUCCCUCCCUCCUUGAAUUCAUUGUCUCUAAGUGGUCUUGAUAACCUACAGUGUCUUCCAUCUUCUUUGUCGGCCAUCUCAUCCCUCAAACGUCUAAGUUUAGACAGCAUUCCAGUCCUCAAAUCAUUGCCAGAACUCCCUCCUUCCUUGAAUUCACAGACUCUAUGUAAGCUUGAAAACCUACAGUGCCUGCCAUCUUCUUUGUCAGCCAUCUCAUACCUCAACCGUCUAGAAUUAACAAACCUUCCACUCCUCAAAUCAUUGCCAGAGCUCCCUUCCUCCAUGACUUCAUUGAUUCUACAGAGUCUUGAUAGCCUACAAUGCCUGCCAUCUUCUUUGUCAGUCAUCUCAUCCCUCCAGAAUCUAGAAUUAAGAAGCAUUCCACUCCUCAAAUCAUUGCCAUACCUCCCUCCCUCCUUGUGUUCAUUGGCUAUAUCAAAUUGUCAUCCAAAGUUGAUGAAGCGUUAUAAAAAACUUUCGGGCUCUGAUUGGCACAAGAUCGCACACAUUCCCGAGGUCAAAGGAGUAAGCAUCGAGAGGCUGUGUGGGAUAAAUCGAGCCAAACCGAAGGAGGAGGCUGCGUCAAGUGCGAGCAAGGGAGGAAGAAGUUCUCGAGCCCUAGCAUUCGAGGAGGAAGAACUUAAGCCUUAGCAGAGGAAGAUCAGGCUCGUGUGUGCGGGAAGGAGCCAGACCUCACGUGCAGAGGAAGAGGAGGAAGAAGAGGUCACCUAUGCAUGUUAGGGCUUUUGAUCGAGAUAUUAAAGAGGCAAUUCGUUUCUUCCUCUGCGUUCGGCUCCCUCCUGCAUGAGAUGUCGACGCCUCCUUCCUCCUUCGUAUGGCAACAGCGCAUGUGUUAGUGCAAGGGAGAGCAUUUUCUUCCACUGCACGCAGUAACCAGCUCGCGUCUUCUUCCUUCAAUUGCCUCGG
Messenger RNA from Phalaenopsis equestris, 2927 nucleotides. Its product is annotated as putative disease resistance protein RGA4. The record is from RefSeq and is a predicted model, not a curated record. The transcript is spliced from 4 exons. Bases 144 to 2651 code for a protein of 835 amino acids. NCBI's taxonomy places the organism in Eukaryota, Viridiplantae, Streptophyta, Magnoliopsida, Asparagales, Orchidaceae.